UUAGUUUGCCAUUUGUUUUGAAAAAUAAAUAUUUCUUCAAAUAAAAAGUUAAAUACUUUUUGUAUAAAGCGGAUGAUUAUUGCAGGGGAGGCAGCUGCUAAUUAUCAUCUGACCGACGAAUGACCUGCAACGACAGCUGUUUAGAGCACAGAUAAUCACUCAGAAAUCUCAUACAAUGACUUUAUGAUUCCCUUUUAACAUCAUUUCAGCUGUUAUGUUAGAUUCCCUGUGGCUAUAGAAUUCUACACAGAGUUUCAGUUUUUUCCCGAAGUAUGGAGAUUCUUUGCGUUAAACAAUUUCGUUUAAAAUAUAAAUAGAUCGGAAUAUGAAAAAAGUUGGUCUAAAAUAACACAAGGAGGAAUGCAAGUGUCAACGUGGGUCACCUGGAAGAUACGUUUCUAAGUUUCUUUUCAAAGUUUAAAUAAAGCAACAAUCGUCAAGUUUUAUUUAAUUGGCGUGAACCAAAAGAUCCAUGGCUUUCCCAUUAACAUCUAUUGACAAUGGCUUAAGACCUUAUUCGGGUAAGCUAUACUGACUAAACAUGUCAUUGAUUUUCUGUGCGUGCUCAUCUGAAACGUGGACACAGACCGGGCCUUCCGAGAAAAAAAUUAACAAUAUGAAGACAAUUUUAUGUCGAAAUAAUAUCUUUGAUAGGGUAACUUAAAUUUAAAACACAAUACUAGUCCUACCAGUUUUUAAAUGAUUUGGAUCUAAAACAAACAGAACAAAGAAUCUAUUAAUAUCCUAAAUGUGACUUUUCACAAAUGCCUUGACAUUUGUGCAAAAUUCUCACUAGAAAUCAUCCAGUGCGUUUUGAUUAAAUUCAAUAUUAUCCAUUAAGAAAUGUAGUACUGAUGUUGACCCCUCUUCGCACACGCGCGAGCACACACACUCCACGAGACCUUAUUAGCAGGUCAAAUAAGUCAUUCAAACUUGCUUGCUUUGGUAAAUUAACGCUCACUCAGAUGAGGGAGAUGUCCGGCUAUUGGCCAAGAGUUAGAGGGCACGUCAUCCCUAUCCAUCACCGAUCGAAUGUUUCUACAAGGCAUGUCCCUGUCUAGAUCUGUGCCUCUGUCCUUUUGCGCGCUAUGUGUGGCAUCUGUGGAUGGAGUUUCUGUCGCGUCCAGCCUCGAAUGAAAAUCUGGAAUAUAUGAGAUGCGGCCAUGAAUUCUUAUCAAGGGUUCAGGGACACAACGUCACUUUUCAAGGGCUAUCAUGCUACUGGAGUAAUGCGUCUGCAUCAGGACCACGGAGCUACUACUACUGACUUCCCAAGCAGAGAGGAGGGACAUGUCAACAACACCGAGGCGGAUUUUCUUCAAUACCAUUUCACGAAUCUCAGUGCCACGGCCACAGGCGCGUGUUCAAAGCCCUGUGAGGACCUUGGUCCUGCUAACUCGACCAGACCCCCCUUCCCCCAUAAUCAAGAUUUCUAUAGACCAGUGCACCCCGUCCGACCCCAAGUCCCCUCCUUCCAAAGCUGUCGUGAGCAGGGUCUCUCCAGAACGGGCUUCUCGCCUUCCUCAGACACUUUAAGAACUUUCUCCGGCGCGCUUUGUGAACUCGGCCCUGUCAACAACACACACCUCGAAGUGCUCACACGCGACGGCCCAGUGCAUCACCCUCCAGUCAAGGACAAUAACACCAGACACGAGGCUCUUAACACGUUAAAUGAGACUUUACAAAGUGAAAAGACAUUCGACUGGAUGAGAGUGAGGAGAAAUCAGUCCCGUGCAGCUAAGACACAACUGGGCAGCUGCUCGGACCCGGAGCUGAAGACGGACCACGGACGAGAUCCUGACGAGGACCCCUCGAGUGGAGCCCCGCGAACUAAUUUCACCACCAAACAACUGACAGAACUGGAAAAGGAGUUUCAUUUCAACAAAUAUCUGACUCGAGCUAGACGGAUAGAGAUCGCGAACACUCUCCAACUGAGCGAAACACAAGUGAAGAUCUGGUUUCAAAACAGACGCAUGAAACAGAAGAAAAUGCUGCGGGAAGGCCUCGUUCCGGGAUUAAUGCUGGUUUCUGCCUGUGAUGAGGACUCGAAAAAAACAGACACUUGUUCAUCUCCUGACAAAAGAUAAUUUCAGUUGGGUAAGAUUGUUGGAACGGCUGCACUAAAAUAUUAACAAUCACGUGAAUAUCAUGCGCGAGAGCAAGGGAGUGAUAUUGAACAACUCAAACACCCAAAAUGAAGUUUUCCCACUAAACAUAAAUAUUUAUCUAUUCACUUGUAUUGUUUAAGAAAGUAAAGCAGUGAUUCUCUAUGAGAAAAAAUGAAGUUUGCUCACCUGUUGAGGCAAGCGGAGAAAUCAUGAAUUAAAAUGCACUUUAUAGCUAUGUCUUCCUUUAUUGUUUUAUUUGCUAUAUGUUUUUAUCAUUCUGAAUUAAAGACCAGAAACUGAAUCAAUUAAUAGAUCUCAUCAGGGUCAGAAAUUAAUCCGGUUCCAGGGCAAAAGUGACAAGAAAAGUGACAUUUAAAAAAUAAAAAGUGGAGAAAAAAGUGAGUUUUUUUUAAUAUUUUAUCUAAACUAUUAUUCCGUUAUGCCUUUUUAGUUAGUGUGUGUUUAAAAUAUUUUACUAAAAUGUACAGCGUAACAUAAUAUUUCUGACACUCAUCUGAUUAUUAUUCCUGGCUCUAAAACAAAACCGUGUUGAUUUGUUAAAAUGUCUCUAACAAUCACUUUAUUUUUAACAAGCAGCGAACUGACUAUCUGAGAAAAGGUAUAGCCUAACUAUUUUUGAACAUAUUAGCUUACUAUUUUAAAAAUGCAAUCAUGUAUGGAAUAAAGCAUCCUUACAGUAGCCUAUCUGAUGCGGACAGAUUUAAAAAAUCUCAAAUUUAGACGCACAAUCAUACGCGCGCGCACACGAGAUCAGAUUUAGAAACACUCAACAGGUUUGCUGCUGUUUCGCAGACGUACUGUGUCUGUCAUAUUCAUGCUGCUUGUGCUUUUAUCUGCGAAUAAAGAGCGCCGCACAAUGAUCGGUGAUACUCGUCUUUCUAAAUAAUGGCGAAAAGCUGUCAACGUACAAAGUGCCUCCACUUAGCCGUGUAUUUUCACCAAUUUAUUGCUGGAAGAGGUUAAAUCGAGUGCCAUGGGUUGAACCUUCUGAUACCAACUCCUCAUUUUGAUACAGAAUCAAAGCAGUGCAUUGAGAGCUAGAAGAAUAAAGUGAGACUUUCUUGUGAUUAUUAUUAUUUUUUUGGCACCGUUUACAUUUCGAACGCAUAGCCUCGGUGUAUUUUAUUCGGAUGGCAUCUUUUAGAUAUACUUUAUCAUAAUAACUGAACUUUAAAAUGUUAUGGAGAACUGCAGUUUCUCCUCUUCUUCUCACUAUGUUAUUCGAUGGACAAAACAUUUGAUCUGGGAUGAGAGAUUUCUAAAAGAUCGAUUUAUCGAUGUGGUGUGGAUUUAAGUUGAUUGACUUUUAAUUGAUUUUUCUUGAUGGGUUGAAUAAUUACAGCAUUUUAAUGAAAGUCGUAUUUUUCACUCAUUUAUUGUUUAUCACUAAAAUGAAAAUAAUGCACAUGUUCUUCACAAUAUCAGUGUGAAAUUAAAAUGAACAUUUUUUUCACUGCAUGAAUUCCAUUUUUGUUUUGCAUAACAAUCGUUAAAGAUCAUUUUAAUUUGAAGGAUUUUGCAAAUUACCCCCUUUAUAUCAAAGCAAAUUCUCUAACAAAAGAGCUACAGUCUAGGGAAAAGAUAAAUGAUCUGAACUGUGAAAAUGAGUCUUUGUAAAUGAUAUUAAAUACACUUAAAAUUUUCUAGCAGCAUUAAAUCGAGAUGCGUUAAUCAAACAUUAUACCAGCGAAUAAAAUUAAUUGAAAUAAGCGCUCUUCUUCUAUUUUUGGAGUUAUUACUGUGACUUCAAAGCCAUGUUAGGAACCUUAUAUGCACGAAGCACGACUUGCAUGCCUGAGCCUGCUAAUAUAUGCAGUUACUCCAGAGUUCACCUUUCACCUCUUGACCUCUGUUUUGCCUCGAGACAGCAGUGACCCGGUCAGUGGCUCACAGAGAAAGGCUGCAUUAUUAAUAUGUGUCUCGGUGUCUUCACACUUCUUUCAAUUUUAAAACGCUUCUUCUCGUGUUACAGUGUUAAUUUAAGCUGUGCAAAAUUAUAUAAUGAGAUAAUUUAUUAAAGUAUCGUUUCAAUCUAAUAUCGUUAACAAUAAUAAUAGUUGUUUAUUCAUCUAUACGUUUUCUUUAUAUCAUUUGAUGCAUAAUCUUUUCUGG
Molecule: messenger RNA, 4241 nt
Organism: Megalobrama amblycephala (Wuchang bream)
Lineage: Eukaryota; Metazoa; Chordata; Actinopteri; Cypriniformes; Xenocyprididae
Gene: hoxc1a
Product: homeobox C1a
Exons: 2
Coding region: 1164-2087 (307 amino acids)
Biological process (GO): regulation of transcription by RNA polymerase II
Cellular component (GO): nucleus
Molecular function (GO): DNA-binding transcription factor activity, RNA polymerase II-specific; RNA polymerase II cis-regulatory region sequence-specific DNA binding
Source: RefSeq, a predicted model, not a curated record